CAAGAUGCCUGAGGAGACCCAGACCCAAGACCAGUCCAUGGAGGAGGAAGAGGUCGAGAUGUUUGCCUUCCAGGCAGAAAUUGCCCAGUUGAUGUCAUUAAUCAUCAACACUUUCUAUUCCAACAAAGAGAUCUUCCUGAGGGAGCUUAUUUUGAAUUCAUCUGAUGCACUGAACAAAAUCAGAUACGAAAGCUUGACAGAACCCAGUAAAUUAGAUUCCGGGAAGGAGCUGCACAUUAAUCUCAUUCCAAACAAACAAGAUCGAACCCUCACUAUAGUGGAUACUGGAAUUGGAAUGACCAAGGCCGACUUGGUUAAUAAUCUUGGCACCAUCGCCAAGUCAGGGACCAAAGCUUUCAUGGAAGCUUUGCAGUCUGGUGCAGAUAUCUCUAUGAUUGGCCAGUUUGGCGUUGGUUUCUAUUCUGCCUAUCUGGUUGCUGAGAAAGUGACUGUGAUCACCACCAAACAUGAUGAUGAUGAGCAGUACGCCUGGGAGUCAUCUGCAGGGGGCUCCUUCACUGUUAGGACUGACACAGGUGAACCCAUGGGUCGUGGGACAAAGGUUAUCCUGCAUCUGAAAGAAGACCAGACUGAGUACUUAGAGGAAAGAAGAAUAAAGGAGAUUGUGAAGAAACAUUCUCAGUUUAUUGGCUAUCCCAUUACUCUUUUUGUGGAGAAGGAGCGUGAUAAAGAAGUCAGUGAUGAUGAAGCUGAAGAAAAGGAAGAGAAAGAAGAGGAGAAACUGGCAGAAGAUAAAGAGAACUACAAAAAGUUCUAUGAGCAGUUCUCUAAAAAUAUAAAGCUUGGAAUUCAUGAAGACUCUCAAAAUCGUAAGAAACUUUCAGAGUUGUUAAGGUAUUACACAUCUGCUUCUGGUGAUGAGAUGGUAUCCCUGAAGGAUUAUUGCACCAGAAUGAAGGAAAACCAGAAGCAUAUCUAUUAUAUCACAGGUGAGACCAAGGACCAGGUAGCUAAUUCGGCCUUCGUAGAACGUCUUCGGAAGCACGGCUUAGAAGUGAUCUAUAUGAUUGAGCCUAUCGAUGAGUACUGUGUCCAACAGCUGAAGGAAUUUGAGGGGAAGACUUUAGUGUCAGUCACCAAAGAGGGUCUAGAACUUCCAGAAGAUGAAGAAGAGAAAAAGAAACAGGAAGAGAAAAAAACAAAGUUUGAAAAUCUUUGCAAAAUCAUGAAAGAUAUCUUGGAGAAAAAAGUGGAGAAGGAGGUAGUUGUCUCAAACCGGUUGGUAACAUCCCCAUGCUGCAUUGUCACAAGCACAUAUGGCUGGACAGCAAAAGAGAGAGCUGUGAAAGCUCAAGCCUUAAGAGACAACUCCACAAUGGGUUACAUGGCUGCCAAGAAGCACCUAGAGAUCAAUCCUGAUCAUUCCAUCAUUGAGACCUUAAGGCAAAAGGCAGAGGCUGACAAGAACGACAAGUCUGUGAAGGAUUUGGUCAUCUUGCUUUAUGAAACCGCACUCCUGUCUUCUGGGUUUAGUCUGGGAGAUCCCCAGACACAUGCUAACAGAAUCUACAGGAUGAUCAAACUUGGUCUGGGUAUUGAUGAAGAUGACCCUACUGCUGAGGAUACCAGUGCUGCUAUGGCUGAAGAAAUACCACCCCUCGAAGGAGAUGAUGACACGUCAUGCAUGGAAGAAGUAGAUUAAGCUCUGCCUGAAGAGUGACUUACAUAUGUGUUCAAUACUUAAUCUUCAUUCCCUCUGAUAAUAUACAUAUAUUUUCAAGAAUUGUUUUUCUUUAUUUUUGGUUAAUACUUUAAACAUCUGUAAGGCAUGACAGUAACUAUGGAAGGGGAAGAUAAGAUUUCUUUUUACUUCUAAGUGUGAUACUGUGAUACUUUAAGCACUAAAGCAGAGCUAGUAAUGAUUUUCUAGUUUCACAUCAGCCUGUUUUAACAGAUCAAGGUAAUGUUUGUUGUAAGAUGUAUGUAGCCUAAUGUUAACUUUGUGGUCUAAAGAAGUGUUUAGCUGUCCAAGCCAGAUUUCUUAGUAGACCAAAUCUUUUGUUGUUGAAGUGUUCUGAGAUACCUUGAUGUUUGAAAGAAUUAUUUGUUAAAAUGCUUUUCAGUUUCAUCUCCUGAGAUCUACUUUUUAACUUCCCAUACCCUGUAGUUACCAAUUCUGCAUGUAUUAGUCUUAGUCCUUUAGAAAUAGGUUAAGCUGAAGCAGCUUGAGGGAGGAACUCUCCAACA
Tupaia belangeri chinensis (Chinese tree shrew) is the source of this 2208-nucleotide messenger RNA. RefSeq names its product heat shock protein HSP 90-alpha-like. The record is from RefSeq and is a predicted model, not a curated record. Gene Ontology annotation, biological process: protein folding. NCBI's taxonomy places the organism in Eukaryota, Metazoa, Chordata, Mammalia, Scandentia, Tupaiidae. Gene Ontology annotation, molecular function: ATP binding; ATP-dependent protein folding chaperone; ATP hydrolysis activity.